AUGAAUGAUUGUUCCACAUACACUCCGCCGCACGUGACCCCUCCGCUUAUACAACAAUUUCCUCCACCUUCACGAUUUCAUCUUACUCCCCCCAAAGUCAGUCAUUCUCAGAAAAUGGACGGGUUAUUGACAGAGGUUAAAACAGUUACUCAAGGCUGUGACCCUUCUCUGUCGAUUUCCAAAGAUAGACCUGUCAAUGAACUGGGUAGCCGUGAAGCUAUUCCGAAACCCGAUAUUGGUGCAGAUCCAACAUCUGCAGAUUAUAUAUUAGCGGCACUGAAAUCGAAACCUGACCGCACCGAUCUUUCUCGCAUCCUCAGUGUACUGGAUCCGUCAAAUAGAAGCGUAACCUCAAAACGGUUUGACAUUAGAAUUCCAAAUCCGUUGACAGCUCAGAUACUCAAUGCCUUAGGCACAAUUACGAUUCCCGAUCAUUGGGCGUCUUUGAAUGCAAGAUCGAAGGUGUCCACAUCAGAGGACCAUAAGCUACGAGCUGCCCUGUUGAGAUGCUUUAGCAGUGUUUCUGGUGUAAGCUGUUUAGUAACUCAGCUUCGCUCGCUUAUAACUGCAGCGCGGUCGUCCUCCCAGCAUGCAAGAGCAUCGGGCUCUCAAAUCCAGAUUAGAGAUAUUCUAGCGGUUCUUUCCGCCCUCUUGAAGCCCAAAGAUUUUACUUUGCGCCUGUAUACAGAUAUUGAGGCACUUUACAGCAACUUGACUCAGAAGCAGGUUGCAUGGAAGGAAUUUGUGUCUCUUAUUGCUGCUAGUAAAGUUUUAUCGACUACAGCAGAAGCGCUCACGUUAGCUAAGGACUGUGGCGGUCUAAAUUCAGUUACAUGGAUUGGAGAUGGGUCCCAAUACGUAUCAUGGUUGGGGACUAAUAUCUGCUAUAUGGCCUCAAAAGUUGAUCUCAACAAGGACGAAGCUUGGAAAGCUGUCGCAUCCCUGACUGGGCGAGCGUUGAGCCUUGGUUAUACAGAUCACAUGGUACGCGAGGUGUAUACCGGACUUCUCAUUACUGAGACUCUCCGAGAGCGGUACAAUGCUCUUUUCGAUAAACUCCGGUCGAUGGAACAGCUUGCGGUAUUGGAAUCGACAUUCCGCGACCUGGAAAAGAAGUAUUUCCUGGUUCCACUGGCCAAUGGAAGUAAUGAAGGCAUUUUAAACCGGCUUGUUAGUGGUGUUGCGACAUUGUGCUCUAUCAUCAUAGGUGGACGUCAAUAUAUUCAGACUCAGCUUCUGGAUUGGCUGUCGAAAGGCCAGGGCGGCUCAAUACAGACCAUUGGCCUACGGCGGGCGUUGUUGGCUAGUUUUGCAGACCAAAAGGAUGUAAUGACGAUUUUGGUCAAGAAGAGCUUGGAGCAGUCCAGUGACAAAUUCUAUAUUAAACACGCGCCAAUUGUGAGCCAGGAAGCGAAUACCCAAGUUCUACUUCUGGCGGCGGGCUACCUUAAGCGACUUGAUUCAAGUGUUGUCAUGGAGAUAGGGCGCUCGAGUAUCUUUCUCAGUACCGUAUCCAACCGUUUAGCCGCUUCGUCUUCUAAAGCCCGAUUCUUCGGAAUGAUCAUUGGAAUGUCAAUUUCGCAACUCAUUGAACAGCCGGGGAAAGCAAUGAGAUUCGACCUCGAAGAAAUGCAGAGUGACGAGGCCUUGUGGUACUUCAAUAUGAUCAAAGUCGAAGACAACAUUGGGUCUCUGGAAUCAAUCAAGUCGCCAACUGACUUAACAUCCAAAUCCCCAAAACAAGUGAAAGAGUCAUCUACUUCCUCAACGAAUAAUCAAAAGAGGCCGCCUCAGCGAACAGCGAAGAUCAUGGCAAUCGAAGAAAUAAAGUCUGAAAAUGAAGAGUCUGAAGAAGAUGAUGAUCUAAUUCCCUACGAAAAGCCCGAUGAAGACCCCUACGAUUCAGAUGAGGAUCCCACGCUGGUUCAACGUAACAAGCCAACAGCACCAGUGUACAUCCGAGACCUUAUAAUCUAUCUGAGAGACACAGAGAAUAUAGAACGCUUUGAACUGGCUAUAAGCACAGCUCCUUCAUUGAUCAGACGCAAAACUGGCUUUGGGACCGAACUUGCUGAGAAUACCGCAGAACUAGCACUUGUUCUAGUUGGCCUACAGGAGCAAAGCAAAUCCCCCAAUUUCCACGAAUAUCGGCUUCAAAGCAUCAUCGCCCUGAUCGUAUCCCAGCCACUGAAAAUGGGUCGAUGGUUUUCUGCAAUGUUUUUUGAUGGAGACUUAUCCCAGGUCCAGCGAUCGGCAGUUUUAACCGGUCUAGGCCUGAGUGCUCGUGAAUUAGCCGGAAACGGGGAGAAAGACGCUGAAACACUGGGUCUCCCAAUGAUGCCAGAUCCAUCCUUCCCGUCCAAGAAGUUACCAGCCAAUUUGGAAGCUCUGUACUCGAGUAAUGAGUCUCCAAUUGCCAGUCUAACAAAGAAGCUGGCACAAACUUCCCUCCAACCACUGGCGGCUAACGCCGCAGAUUCUCUUUCUGGCCCGAACGCGCUGAAGGUCCGAACGUUCUCUUCUAGAAUGGAAGUCGAGAAACGACGCCAGCAGCGAGAGGCCCAACGACAGAAGUCUACUGUCAAAGAUCUCUACAAGGUUCUAGCCGAAGGAUUCUUUCAUCCUCUGAAGGGCCGAUUUGAGAUGAUGAUGCUGCAAUUUUCUUCGUCGACGGCUCCUUCAUAUAAUCCCUUCUUCACACCCAGUAUUUUGACCUUAUUCAUACAAACCCUGACCCUCAUUCUCUCUACUAUGGGUCCUCACACUCCCUACCUCCCUAACGUCACAGAGGACACAUUGUCAUUCCUCCUCUCUCUCCAUUCGCGCCCCCUCGUUGACGAUCCAACCAUUCUCUCUUCACUCCUGGCUCUCUAUCUCGCGUUAAUAGACUUGAAUGUCGCUUCAGGGUCCUCCGGUGAGGAACGACUCGCCACCGAGUUCGCGUCGCAAGUUAUUGAGCUACGUGAAUGGGCGGGUGGUGUUUUCGAUCGCACGCCUGCAACCAAGGGUGACGAACCUAGAGAACAAUUGAGGACGCUGGCAGCUGGUGUGAUGGUCAAGUUAGGGGAGGUGAUGGAACGGUAUCAGGGACGAUUGAUGGGCGUGAAUUCCGCGUUCAAAUAUUAA
Molecule: messenger RNA, 3126 nt
Organism: Aspergillus alliaceus
Lineage: Eukaryota; Fungi; Ascomycota; Eurotiomycetes; Eurotiales; Aspergillaceae
Product: telomere length regulation TEL2 family protein
Exons: 6
Coding region: 1-3126 (1041 amino acids)
Biological process (GO): telomere maintenance via telomerase; protein stabilization
Cellular component (GO): cytosol
Molecular function (GO): telomeric repeat DNA binding; Hsp90 protein binding
Source: RefSeq, a predicted model, not a curated record